AUGGUGUUUACAACCACCACGGCUCACCAAGGUUGGGAUCUCAUACAAAGAUAUUCAUCACUCAAUCGAUUGCUAAGGAUUACUGCCCUGUGCUUUCGAUUUUUGGCUAUUCUCAAAGGUACACCUCAAUCCACACUAAGGAAUCCAAUCAACACCAAAGACUUGGACGAAGUUAUGAUUUAUUGGAUCAAGUUUUCUCAGGCCAGCUACUUCCCAGCUGAACUGAAGGAUCUCACCCGGGGAGUCAAGUUUCGAAAAUCUCAUCCUUUCGCAAGACUUACUGCAUUCAUAGAUGCAGAAGGUGUUCUCAGAGUCGGAGGUCGACUCAACUAUUCGGAUCUUGAAUUCGAAAGUAAACACCCAGCGAUACACCCCAAGGAUUGUACUUUUUCGCAAUUAAUCAUUGACAAUGCUCAUCGGAAACUCCUCCAAGGUGGAACUCAACUCACCCUGUCCUUCAUUCGAAGACAUUUUUGGAUCCUGGACGGAAGGCGUUUAGUAAAAUCUUACAUUCUACGCUGUGUAAAAUGUGCUCGUCAACGUGCAGUUCGAGCUGAGCAGUUGAUGGGUCAACUGCCCAAGGAACGUGUUAAUCCUUCAAGGCCAUUCUGUGAAACUGGAGUAGAUUAUGCUGGACCUAUCACUCUCUUAACUUGGAAAGGAAGAGGAGCAAAAACGAUGAAGGGCUGGCUAUGCCUAUUUGUCUGCUUCUCAACUUCUGCUCUCCAUAUCGAAGCAGUCACUGAUUAUUCAACAGAAGGAUUCAUCGCAGCUUUUAGAAGGUUGACCUCAAGAAGGGGAAUUCCUCAAACACUCUUCAGCGACUGUGGAACUAACUUCCAAGGUGCCAACAAGGCUCUUCAAGACCUUUUCAAAAAAGGAACUCAAGAAUUCAAGGAAUUAGCUCAACAAUUGUCUCAAGAUGGCACCAACUGGAGUUUCAACCCCCCUUCUGCUCCACACAUGGGAGGAAAAUGGGAAGCUGCCGUCAAGUCAGUAAAAUUUCAUCUCAGAAGGACGGUCAAUUGUUUUAAUUAA
This is a messenger RNA of Leptopilina boulardi, 1038 nucleotides long. RefSeq lists its product as uncharacterized. NCBI's taxonomy places the organism in Eukaryota, Metazoa, Arthropoda, Insecta, Hymenoptera, Figitidae. The transcript has a single exon. The coding region runs from base 1 to 1038 and encodes 345 amino acids. Gene Ontology annotation, molecular function: nucleic acid binding. Gene Ontology annotation, biological process: DNA integration. The record is from RefSeq and is a predicted model, not a curated record.